CGCAUGCGCCCUACCCAGCAGUCCUCGCAUCGCCCCGCAGAAGGGUCACUAGGACUCCAAAAUGGCGUCAGUCGUACCAUUGAAGGAGAAGAGACUCAUGGAUGUCAAACUAGGGGAGCUGCCAAGCUGGAUACUGAUGCGGGAUUUCACCCCUAAAGGCAUUGCCGGAGCAUUUCAAAGAGGUUACUACCGGUAUUACAACAAGUAUGUCAAUGUGAAGAAAGGGAAUGUUGCUGGCGUUUCUAUGGUGUUGGCAGCUUACGUGCUUUUUAACUACUGCCGUUCUUACAAGGAACUCAAACACGAGCGGCGACGCAAGUACCACUGAAGAGGGCCCAGUGUGGAUUCCUGACCAUUAUCUUUGCACAGCACCUCUGAAUCCUUUCAUAUUGUAAUUAACACCUAAUAAAAAGAUGGCUGGUACUGGGCUGCUUCA
Molecule: messenger RNA, 436 nt
Organism: Pteronotus mesoamericanus
Lineage: Eukaryota; Metazoa; Chordata; Mammalia; Chiroptera; Mormoopidae
Gene: ATP5MF
Product: ATP synthase membrane subunit f
Exons: 4
Coding region: 62-328 (88 amino acids)
Biological process (GO): proton motive force-driven mitochondrial ATP synthesis
Molecular function (GO): proton-transporting ATP synthase activity, rotational mechanism
Source: RefSeq, a predicted model, not a curated record